Molecule: messenger RNA, 2134 nt
Organism: Daphnia carinata
Lineage: Eukaryota; Metazoa; Arthropoda; Branchiopoda; Diplostraca; Daphniidae
Product: band 7 protein AGAP004871-like
Exons: 9
Coding region: 16-1134 (372 amino acids)
Cellular component (GO): plasma membrane
Source: RefSeq, a predicted model, not a curated record
AUCAAAGUGAAGACUAUGGCUACGAAACAAGAUAUGGCGGAACUCGAUCGUUUGGAAACUGGUUCCAAUUUCCCAUCUUUAGAAGCCGUCGGCUACAACAUCAAGCGAGCGAGAGGUGCGUCUGCGAUGGGAGUCCAAACGGUAGAGGUGUCGUCGGCCAAUCGGCCUGGCGCGGGAAGUUUGAUGUCACCGGCGCCGCCAGCCACGGGCGUCGCUACCGGCACCAAUGACGUGGAAAAGGGCACGACUGGCCAGAAGAGCGGCGAUCAGUGGGGCAAAAACAUGCAGAGGUGGCGCAACGAUAACAUUGACAUUGGCAAAGCAGACCCUGGCGGCCCUGGCAUCUGUGCAUUCAUCCUGACACUCUUCUCUUUCCUGCUAAUUUUGGCCACUUUCCCGCUCUCGCUAUGCUUCUCUGUCAAGGUGGUACAAGAAUACGAACGAGCUGUCAUUUUCCGCUUGGGUCGUUUGCUCAAAGGAGGCGCCCGCGGUCCCGGUAUCUUCUUUAUCGUGCCCUGCAUCGAUACUUAUCGUAAAAUUGAUCUUCGUACCGUCUCCUUCGAUGUCCCACCGCAAGAGGUCUUGUCGCGUGACUCGGUCACGGUGAGCGUAGACGCCGUAGUCUACUACCGCGUCAAAAACCCCAUCAUGGCCACCAACAACGUCGAGGACUACAGCCAUUCGACCCGUUUGCUGGCGGCCACAACGCUACGUAACGUCUUGGGUACCAAGAACUUGGCCGAAAUCCUGUCGGAACGCGAGACCAUCUCGCACACUAUGCAGAGCUCAUUGGACGAGGCCACCGACCCUUGGGGUGUUAAAGUGGAACGCGUUGAAAUUAAGGACGUUCGCUUGCCAGUGCAACUGCAACGAGCCAUGGCUGCCGAAGCUGAGGCUGCCCGUGAAGCUCGUGCUAAAGUAAUUGCUGCUGAGGGAGAACAAAAAGCCUCUCACGCUCUUAGGGAAGCCGCUGAGAUUAUCUCCGAAUCUCCUGGCGCCCUUCAGUUGCGCUACCUCCAGACGCUCAACACCAUCUCGGCCGAGAAGAACUCUACCAUCAUCUUCCCGUUGCCAAUUGACAUCCUCAAACAUUUCUUAAAACCCGACAAGAAGGAGAAGAAAGAAAUGAGGUAACUUGCGAGAAAAAAUUAACGUCAACUAGCAAAGGAAGAGUCGGUCAUUCAAACAACCGUUGAAUCAUUGUAAACAAACUCUGACAAACUGUUUAUCAUUAUGGUGCUUCUAAUUUUACGUAUAUUAAUUCUGCUGGUCUCAUGGUCGAUGGGGAACACUUCUUCACAAUUGCAUUUCGAAGGUUGGACGAGUAUGGGGCACCUUCUUUUGCCCCCAUUCGUAGCUUUUGGACAAUUCAACUAAACAAAAACAUGUAUUGGUAGACGCACUUUUAUCUUCAAAACAAUAUGCAUCAAACUCAAUCCACACAGAAGAACAGAAAAACAAAACAAGCAGCACAUCAACUGUAUAAUUUCUACGACAAAAAGACGACGAAGGUUUCAUAAUCGAACGCGGCCCAUUUGCAUUUUUUUCCACGUCAUUGUUAUUCUCUACCCCUAUACUCUUUCUAUAAGAACCCAUCUAAUAAGAGUUCUUAAUUCUCUAGUCAAAUUCGGUUUUCCCUUCAUAUUAGUCAUUGGCUAAUAAUUGCGGCUGGCACGUAUCGCCAGUUCGUUCACAAAACUGCUGUUACCGUUGAAACACUUCGAUCUGGUUCAGAAAUUAGCACGAAUUAGUUGAUUUUAAAUAUCAUCGAUAAUGUUUGUUUUCUAGCUCCAGCAAUGUCAAAUAUCCUUCUUCCCUUUCUCCCUCUCUUCUCCUUCGAUCUUACGGUUCUCUUUAGUGUCAUUCACAUUGAUUGCCCGUGUUAGGUUGUUAUUCUGCCGUUACCUGGCUGAUUGAGUGCUGGAAUGGCGAAUUUCAACGGGCGAGGCUGUUUGUAUUUUAUUUUAUUUUUUUUCUUCAUUUGUUUUUUUUUGUCACAUAAAUAUGCCCAUCACUUGUUGUUAAUUUUUGCCAAAUCUUUUGGCAAAAAGACGUCUUGUGAUAACCUCCUAUCUACCUUUAAUUAUAACAUUCUUUUUCGUCCAAAGAAAUAUCAAUAUAAAAAUCAAAGAUC